Messenger RNA from Pipistrellus kuhlii (Kuhl's pipistrelle), 1311 nucleotides. RefSeq names its product translocase of outer mitochondrial membrane 40 like (gene TOMM40L). Gene Ontology annotation, biological process: protein import into mitochondrial matrix. Bases 93 to 1019 code for a protein of 308 amino acids. The transcript is spliced from 9 exons. The record is from RefSeq and is a predicted model, not a curated record. Gene Ontology annotation, cellular component: mitochondrial outer membrane; mitochondrial outer membrane translocase complex. NCBI's taxonomy places the organism in Eukaryota, Metazoa, Chordata, Mammalia, Chiroptera, Vespertilionidae. Gene Ontology annotation, molecular function: transmembrane protein transporter activity.
GCCGGGUGAUGGGGGGUGGGGCCCGCGGGGGGUAGAGGGAGGAAUAGCAUCCUUUCCAGCUCCCCCAGCCCCUCCUCGUCCUCCGGACUGAAAUGGGGAACACGUUGGGCCUGGCUCCGAUGGGGGCUUUGCCCCGCCGGAGCCCCCGCCGAGAGGACCCUCUGCCCAACCCCGGGAGCUUCGAUGAGCUGCACCGCCUGUGCAAAGAUGUAUUCCCAGGACAGAUGGAGGGAGUGAAGCUCGUUGUCAACAAGGUUCUGAGCAGCCAUUUCCAGGUGGCUCACACGGUGCACCUGAGUGCCCUGGGCCUGCCUGGCUAUCACCUGCAUGCGGCCUAUGCAGGGGACUGGCAACUCAGCCCCACCGAGGUUUUCCCCACUGUGGUAGGUGACUGGGACAGCAGCGGCAGCCUCAACGCGCAGGUCCUGCUCCUCUUGGCGGAACGGCUCCGAGCCAAGGCCGUCUUCCAGACGCAGCAGUCCAAGUUCCUGACCUGGCAGUUUGACAGCGAGUACCGGGGAGAUGACUACACGGCGACUCUGACCCUCGGAAAUCCUGACUUGAUUGGGGAGUCCGUGAUCGUGGUCGCUCACUUCCUGCAGAGCCUCACCCAGCGGCUGGUGUUGGGGGGGGAGCUGGUGUACCACCGGCGGCCGGGCGAGGAGGGGGCCAUCCUGACGCUGGCGGGGAAGUACUCCGCUGUACGCUGGGUCGCUACGUUGAAUGUGGGGUCAGGUGGGGCCCAUGCAAGCUAUUACCACAGGGCGAAUGAGCAGGUUCAGGUUGGCGUGGAGCUGGAGGCAAACACCAGGCUACAAGACACCACCUUCUCCUUCGGUUACCACCUGACCCUGCCGCAGGCCAACAUGGCGUUUAAAGGCGUGGUGGACAGUAACUGGUGUGUGGGCGCUGUGCUGGAGAAGAAGAUGCCCCCGCUGCCCGUCACCCUCGCCCUGGGGGCCUUCCUCAACCACUGGCGCAACAGGUUCCACUGCGGCUUCAGCGUCACUGUGGGCUGAGGCCCGAGCCCAGCAGCUGCAGCCUCUGAGUUCGGUGCCCGAGGCCAGAGCCUGGGCCUUCUCUGGAGCCCCCUGGCUGGGUGACCUCGGGGUCCCAGGAGCAGAGUGGGGCCGGGCCGGGCCCUCACUGAGGAGACGGUGGUCUGAGGACCGGCCCUGCCCGCACAUGCUCUGUCCCACUGCGGCUCUGGCUAAGGGAGAAGGGCAGGGCCUGGCUGGCCUGUGGCCUCCUCAUGCUCCCCUUCUCCUCUCCCUGUGGAUCGGAUUAAAGCUCCUCCCCUCUUCCUCUUCA